Messenger RNA from Oldenlandia corymbosa var. corymbosa, 2424 nucleotides. The record is from the annotation of a GenBank genome assembly. Lineage: Eukaryota; Viridiplantae; Streptophyta; Magnoliopsida; Gentianales; Rubiaceae.
AUGUAUAGAAACAAAGGUGCAGUUCUCACUCUCAACUCUCUGAGAACCCUUCCCAAGGUAUGCAGAUUCCCUCACUUGCGUAAUAUCAAUACAGCUACUGAAAGAUUACAUUUUGAUAGCUCUAAUGGUUUGCCUGAUGAGCGGUAUGUUAAUUAUAAGGGUAACUCUGAAGGUUUUUAUGGUGAUAAUGGUACGCAAAUUAAUCAUGGGCGGGGCGGGAAUCGGAAUGUUAGGGAAAAUAGUGGGCAUUUUCAUAGGAACCCAGAUGGAUUUCGUGGUGGGAAUGAGUUGAACUGGCAGAAUCCUUCUGGGGUUUAUGGGAAAACUGUUGUCAGUGGGAAGCAGGGAGACCCAACUGGCAAUUAUGGUAAUUUUGAUGGGAAUUAUAAUUCUUUUAAUGCAUUUAACAAUGGGUUACAUCAAAACCAUAAUGGGGUAGAUAGAGGUAUGCCUUCUGGGUACACUGGGGAGGGUCAAAGGAGCGAAUUUCGGCAUAGUGCAGUUUCGAAUUUUGGUCCGGGAGGUUUUGAUAAUGUGCAGCAGAAUGUAGGUGGGUUUCACAGGAAUCCGUAUGGAAAUAACCAGAAUCUUUUUAAUGGGAAUCCUAGACAUCCCCAAAUAAAUGAGCACCAGCAGAGCUUAGAGAACCGAAUCGCAAAUUCUGCUUAUGGGGAUUCAUUUCGGGCACAGCAGAAUGUAAACAGGACUAACACUUGGAAUUCCUCAGAGGUACAGAGAAGUGGUAAUUCUGCUUAUGGGGAUUCAUUUCAGGCACAGCAGAACGUAAACCGGACUAACACUUGGAAUUCCUCCGAGGUACAGAGAAGUGGUAAUUCUGCUUAUGGGGAUUCAUUUCGGGCACAGCAGAAUGUAAACCGGACUAACACUUGGAAUUCCUCAGAGGUACAGAGAAGUGGUAAUUCUGCUUAUGGGGAUUCAUUUCGGGCACAGCAGAAUGUAAACCGGACUAACACUUGGAAUUCCUCAGAGUUACAGAGAAGUGGUUAUUCUGGUGGAAAUGGAGUGGCACAACAGAAUGCAGUCAGAUACGAUGUGGGAAAUUCAGGGGUUUCAGGUCAGACUUAUGGAAACUAUUACGCUGGAAGUCCUGGAAGUUUUCAGAAUAACCGGGCUUGGCCUGAUGCAAAUAAUGUUGGAACACUACCACAAAAUGUGGCUGUGGUUUCAAAUAAUGAUGACUCAGGUAGUGGAGAUGGACACAAAGGAUUGAAAGGCACUAUUCAAGAGCUCGAUGAUUGUCUCAGUGUGGCUAAUCUGGAGGAAGCAGUGAAAGUUUUGACUCUCUUAGAGAAGCAGGGCAUUGUGGUUGAUUUAUCUCGUUAUUUGGCCUUGAUGAAGGCCUGUGGUGAGAAUGAUUCUCUUGAGGAAGCAAAGGCCAUUCAUGAACAUCUUAUCAGAUCAGUACCUAAUCUUGAAGUCUGUACUUACAAUAGGAUUCUUGAGAUUUAUUCUGCAUGUGGUUCCAUGAAGGACGCUUUUAGGGUGUUUGAUGCAAUGCCUCGUAAUUUGACUUCUUGGGACAUCAUGAUAACUGGGCUUGCGAAGAAUGGUCAUCCUGAAGCUGCGAUCGAUUUGUUUACUGAACUUAGGGCACUUGGGCUGAAACCUGACGGUCAAAUUUACCUUGGUGUUUUCCUGGCAUGCAAAGCCUUACUCGACACCACUGAGGGCUUGUUGCAUUUUGAAGCAAUGAGCAAGGAUAAUGAUAUAGUUCCAUCCAUAGAACACUAUGUGGGAGUAAUCGACAUGCUUGGAAGUGUGGGACACCUAGACGAAGCUUUGGAAUUUAUCGAAAAGAUGCCGAUAGAGCCAGGUGUGGAAGUCUGGGAAAAAUUGAUGAAUCUUUCUAGAAUUCAAGGUAACACAGAGCUCGGAGAUCGUUGUGCUGAGCUUGUUGACCUCCUGGAUCCCUCUUUAUUGAAUGAACAGUCAAGGGCUGGUCUUUUGCCUCUAAAAGUGUCAGAUUCUGCUAAUAUGAAGGAGAAGAAGAAGGAAGGUGGUCAAAAUCCUCUAGAGAUAAGGAGUCGAGUCCAUGAAUAUAGGGCUGGAGAUAGAUCUGACCCUGAUUCUGAAAAGUUAUAUGCACUCCUUUAUGGGCUGAAGGAGCAAAUGAAAGAAUCCGGUUAUGUUCCAGAACUCAAAGGCGUUCUCCAUGAUAUAGACCCAGAGUCUAAGGAGGAAGCUCUCCUUGGACACAGUGAGAGACUUGCUGUAUCUCGGGGCUUCUUAAGCACCCCCGCUCGACAACCAAUGCGUGUUAUAAAAAAUCUUCGCAUUUGUGUUGAUUGUCAUAAUGCCAUGAAAAUUAUUUCAAAGCUGGUAGGUAGGGAACUUAUAAUGCGAGAUGCAAAGAGAUUUCACCAUUUCAAGGAUGGAAUAUGUUCUUGUAGGGACUAUUGGUGA